AUGGCAGCAGUCCUGGAUGCGCCAGAAGCACCCAUCAUCACUACGAGAGUGCCGCCGGCUUCGCGGCUACCUUCUUCGCUGCGCUUCGUCUUACUGUGCCUAAUGAGCUUCAGCUUGAGCAUGCUAUUCAACAGCAUGAUUGCCGACUUUGCUGGGUAUGAGUUGGCUGCUGUGAGUCGGGAGGUCAGAGAGGAAGGCCAGAUAUACGUGACUCUCGGCUGGAAAUUUGCCACGCUGUCAGCGGCAUGGUAUGCUGGAUACGACUGGCAAGAUAUAGCGGCUUUGGCCAUCCUUUGCAACCUCCCGUAUUACUACCUCCUGACAACCUUCUACAACAUCUCCGUCUUUUCGUCGAGCAUCGCACUUUUGAUCGACAUCAGCGCCAUCGCAAUCCCGUUCUCUCUGCUUCGACCACUCAUCCACGCCCACGACCCAGAAGGCCACUCACCCAACCAGCAAGUCGCCAAAGACCGCUAUCUGAACACUCUGGUCGCAAUCCUCGGUGCCACGGUCUAUGCAUUGGUCAUCUACGGCAGUCUCUACACCUGGCUACCCGUCUACCUCGUCCAGAACUUUGACGGCAUUGUGAGCUUGGAGCGCGCACACGACGCCAACGUGCUUAUGCUACUUCUGUACUUCCUGCCUAUCGGCUGGUCGACAUCUCGAUUCCUCUUCAUGGCCGCGAUCGGCUCACGCGGAAACCCAGGCCUCACCGAUCCAGAUAUUUACCCGGAGAAAGUUGACUUUGACCCAGAGACUGCGACGUUCACGGAUACGCUGGCGUUCAAUCUCGGCUUCGGCACGAAUGGCUUCUCGAAGAGAGCAGAGGUAUUGGGGAAGCGCACGAUGGUGCUUGUGGCAGCUAGCGUGAUCAAUACGUUUGUCAGGACGGUGCUUACGAUUGCUGGAUCAGAGCCAGUGGGCUCGCUCGGUUGGGCGAGCGUCUGGGGUGUAGCGGCGGUUUUGACAGGUCUUGCGUUUGCAUGGACUGGUAAUGAGUAG
This is a messenger RNA of Baudoinia panamericana UAMH 10762, 1002 nucleotides long. RefSeq lists its product as uncharacterized. The record is from RefSeq and is a predicted model, not a curated record. Lineage: Eukaryota; Fungi; Ascomycota; Dothideomycetes; Mycosphaerellales; Teratosphaeriaceae. Bases 1 to 1002 code for a protein of 333 amino acids. The transcript has 2 exons.